Molecule: messenger RNA, 1708 nt
Organism: Electrophorus electricus (electric eel)
Lineage: Eukaryota; Metazoa; Chordata; Actinopteri; Gymnotiformes; Gymnotidae
Gene: rsph3
Product: radial spoke head 3
Cellular component (GO): cilium
Source: RefSeq, a predicted model, not a curated record
UUGCCCCAACAAAUAACGGACUUUUUCUUCGUGCUAUCAAUCGUCGGCUUCUUUAUUGUGCUUCAUUCUUAUCAUCUUGUAGCAAUAGCUAAUAUUUUCAUUCUAUAUUAAAAGUUAGUCAGAGAGAAUGACUUCGGUUUUGCAGCCCCAAAGAGAGGCUCCGAAUGGAACUUACACAUUUUCUAGUCGUCCACGACCUGUUCCCAGUCGUCUCAAAUACAGGGAGCCUACGAUGAUGCAAAAUGAAGGACAAGUUGUGUACGGAAACAUCAUGUAUGAUCGGCGUGUCGUUAGAGGAAAUACCUAUGCGCAUCAAAUCCUGCCAGUUACAUCUCAGACGGACCAAGUCGAGAUUCAAAGGCAACAAGAGGCUAGAAGAAGAGCAAUUGCACGAAAGCGGGAAAAAGAACAUUUUCACUCAAGAACCCCAGAGGCACUUGAGGGAAGAAAGCAUACAGAUGUGCAGACUGAGUUGUACUUGGAGGAGCUGACCGAUCAUAUUGAGGAUGUCAAUGUGGAAUGUCAGACAGAUGCAUUCCUGGACAAACCAGCUACACCUCUCUUCAUCCCUGCCAAAUCUGGAAAAGAUGUAGCCACACAAAUAGAGGAAGGAGAGCUGUUUCAUUUUGACAUGGAGGUGCAGCCUGUGCUAGAGGUGUUGGUGGGUAAGACCAUAGAGCAGGCUCUGCUGGAGGUAAUGGAGGAGGAGGAGCUGGCUAGAUUGAGGGCCCAACAGCAUGCCUUCCAGGAGCUGCGCAAUGCUGAACUGGUAGAGGUGCAGAGGCUUGAGGAACAAGAGAGACGUCGCCGUGAGGAGAAGGACCGCAGAAUUAAGCAGCAAAGGGCAGUCCUGGAGAAGGAGAAAGAGACUGCAGAGAAAAUUGCUGCCAGAGCCUUUGCUCGGCACUAUCUGGCUGACCUGCUGCCCUCAGUCUUCACCACCCUGAGGGACCAUGGCUAUUUCUAUGACCCAGUGCAGAGAGAUAUAGAGACUGGAUUCCUUCCCUGGCUGAUGGAAGAAGUCAGCAAUGCUUUGGACAAACGACAUGCUGCCCUAGCAGUCCUUGACAUGCUUAUCCAAGAUGUGAAUGAUCGUAGACUGGUAGUCUCUCAGAACAGCAGCCCUAAAUGAUGUAUUCCAUUGCUGGGCAGUCCUAAAAUGGAGUUUGAGUACCAAUACGUGUGGACCCAUCAUCAAUGUUUCAUAAUAACUAAAAAAGACAGAUAUAAUGGAUAUAUUUAAUCCUGAAUUGUUUAUCAAUAUAUGAAAUAAAAAAAAAACAAAAAACAAUUUCUGAUGUGUUUUACUAAAAUAAAAAAAAUUAAAUAUAACAUUUUUCAAAAAUCCAAUUUAUAUGUCCUCAAAUUCCUUUUUUUUUUUGCACCUCAAGGAUGGUAUAAAGUUAAUUUUCUGAAAUGUAAUCUGUUUCUGUGGUGUACCUUAAGAGUUUGAACCUGUGGUAUCCUUAAUGCACGCAUUAUUUUCAUGACCUUGAAACUUGCAUUUUGAUCAAUUCCUGCCCUGCACAUCAUGCAGUGCACAAGGGUGGAAGUGGAGUUGGAUGCAACAAAUUGGGAAUUCUAUGCAAAUGAUGUAGCAGAAUGCAAGGUCUUGGUUUUCUAUGACAAUAAAGUAAUUGAAAUUGUACAAAUCCAGAGCACUAAACCCAGUGUAAUACUAAUUUGAUGAUUCAAUUAGCGGGUGAAA